UGUAGAGGAAAAUGCUCGUUUACUGCAGCAACUUUCUCCGGCGGGAAAACAGCCCAGCUCUAAGUCAAAGAUGGUCUAUUUGCGUAGUGUGUUACUGCGGUGCAGAAAAUAAUGACUUAAUGAGCGGAACAUUUCUAACUAAGACAACUAGUUUAGAUUUAUUUAUUAGUAUAUAAGAAAUUAGAUGAUCUUCUCAAUCAGAUAAUGUAAAAAAAAGGAUGAGGACGUCCAUGAUUUGUAUAGUUUUUGGUUUUGCCUCACACUGUGACUAGAUUUUUCUCGGGAAAUUUUCUUUUUUGUGUGUGGGAGCUCUUCACGUCAUCCAUCUUUGACCAGAGCGACAAAUAUUUCAUAUUCCUGUAUAUGUCGCUUUGAAUUUUCUUUCUCCCAGAAAAUAAACAGUAAUACACAUUAGUUUUAAUAUAUAAGCAAGACUUGGUUACCAAUGUUAACAAAGUAAAACCAGUUACAAAACAAAAUCAGUUAGUUUUAUUAGCUAAGUCAGUUUUGAGCGGUUGCUAGCUUCUUGUUUGCUAAUACUAAAUUAGCUUUGAGGAUACACAAAGAGCUGUGUAUAGGAUGAGCGGAGGCGUCCAGAAAUCGCUGUUUUUCCUCAGCCUUCCAGACCUGAAAAAGCUGGUCUGCGUCACCCUGACUCUGCAGGAGGAAGAAGACGAGGAACUGAGGAGCAAACAGAUGAAGACCUGCAGAGAGCUGGUGCUGCUGUACUCUGACAUCCUGGCCUGUCCCGGUCUGGACUCUUUCUCUGAUAUCACAGCAGUCAUGGCCAUCCCGUUUUUUCACAGAGGCAUAAUCCAGGCGUUCACACAGAGAAACCGUCUGCAGCUGGCCUCUCCACAGAGUGUGUUUCCAGGUGACCUGCAGCGCUGUCUCUCGUAUUCUCUGAUCACCAGAUUGUCUCCCAGCUGGAACAAAGCAGGACUCUACCUCAUUGCUGGAAAACACUUCCUAACUGAGAGAGGGAGGCUCAACGCUGUCAGCAUGGAGUUGAGUACCAGUGAAGGCCAGCUAUGCUUCAGCAUUGAAGCAAACACUGUGCGACUGCCUCCAACCUCACUGGAGGACUUUGAGCUGUCUCCGUUAGUGCUCAGGAAGUUCUGCAGCGAUCCUGAAUGUGUCCUUGACCCGUCCUCCACUGGAGGAGCCAUCUGGUGUCACGUCCUGCCCAGCAUGAAGAAAGGUCAGAUUAUCACCAUCAGCCGCCGGCUGCCCAGAGACGGACCGUUUCAGACCUACAGAGACCUGCAGAACCACUGGAACCGCCUGUACGGUUACAGACUUCCUGAGCUAGCAGAGGAGGAGGUAGUGUACUGCAGCAUCUACUUCAGACCGGUGGGAGAGAGACUCUUCACCUACCCUCUGAGCUGCAUCCGCCUGCAGCCCUUGCAGCGCUUUCCUCGGGUCGACCUGCAGGGGGCGCUGGACUCCUUCCUGUCUGACAUCAGGGACAAACUACAGAGCGUGUGCAGCUUCCCUGCACGUCUGACCAGCAGACCCUGUUACCGCACCGUCAGCCUGAACACGGCUGCAUCCGUACAGGUGCUGAUUGGUGAGCAGAUCAACCUGACCACCUCUGUCUCCUUCAGACCUGUUCUCACCCAGCUCCCUCCUCCUCCUCCUCCUCCUGCCCAACCAGUGUGGACCUCCUUCGGACUGCAGCUUCCGGCCUCUGCCCCUCCCUGCCAGCAGCACAGAGUUCAAGAUCUCCAGGAAAAUGGAUGUGGAUUUGGGAAGGAGCUGACACAAAACCAAGCACACAAAGAAGAUGGAGUCUGGUCUUCAUCAUCAUCAUCCCUUUCCUCCGUCUCCUCCUCACAUGUUUCCCUGUCUGAUUCCUCGGGCUACCGCUCUGAUCUUUCCUUCUCCCAAUCCUCCUCUUCUCUCCAACACUUCCAGCCAGCUUCAUCUCUCUCUUCUUCCUCCUCAUCUUCUUUUCUUCCUUUCUUCCAGCCAGCUUCAUCCCUUACCUCCUCCUUUUCCCCCUCAGUCAUCCCUCCCCCGAGUCAAAGCCAGGUAAACUCGACUCCCACGCUGCUUCCCAUCUUCGGGAACAAAAAUCCAUCACGCCACGUCAACGUUGCUCUUCUGAAGGCCCAGAAGCAGAAGGAGCAGCUUGGGGGUGGAGGGGAGAAGCGAGGGAGGGUGACGUUACCAACUUUUGUGAGGAAGACUCUCAUCAAUGCUUCUUCUCCUUUUCCCACCUCAUCAUCUGCCUCCCUCCCUCGUCCUCCCCCAGUUGUCCCUCGGUUUAGCCGCCGACCUAAACUCCACGGCAGUAUGGCUCAGAAGCCAUCAGCCCACCCCAAAGUCACCCACAUCUCCAGCCUCAGUCCUGCAUCAAAGCUUAAACCCGCGAUUAUCCUCACUCCAAAGCCAGAGAUCAAGCCUAGAACCAAGUCCAGCAUUAAGAGGUCCAGUUCUACAGGCAGUGCUGUCACCAACUCCAAGGAUGAAACCGAGGAGACUAAGCAACCAGCAGCACCUGCUGACAUCACCAACAAGAAUCCAUCCAGCAGUAAGAAGAAAGUUGUUUUCAAGCUAAACUCCAAGAAACCCCGAACUGCAGUGGAAGAUGUGGACGUGGAGGACGUGGCUAGAAGCAAUCAGUUGUCCAAACUGAACUCUGCGACUCUGCUGCAGUGGCUGAAACAGAGAGGAAUUCCUGUAACAGCCAAACUCAGGAAGGAGGAGCUGAUGAUGAAGGUCAUGAGCCGUCUGGCUGAGGCCUGAGAGCAGACUGACUUUGGAGCAUUAAGGAUUGCAAGUGAAAUCUUCUUCUAAGUCUAAAUCACUCAGCACCUGCCUCAUCCUCACCAAGUCGAUGAAGAUUUGCCAAAUUCUACAAAGUCUACAAAGUGCUCACUAUGAAGCUUUCUUUAAUGUUCCACCACAUUGUGGAUGUUUAGUUUAAAUUUUUGGUGUUUUGGUUAAUUUUUUGCUUUAAAUUUGACUUUUCCAUCGUUCAGCUAUGAAUGUAGAUGUUAGUAUUUAACCACGUUUGUAAGUCGAAGUUGAUGAUGCUGCUUUUGAAGAGCAAAACGUUCUUAUUUGAAUGUUCAACAGUUGCUUUGAAGGAAAUAUUCAGUAUUCUGCUGCCACUCUUUAUUUAUUCUUUCUUCCUGUUCAAGAAUUUACAG
Molecule: messenger RNA, 3158 nt
Organism: Melanotaenia boesemani (Boeseman's rainbowfish)
Lineage: Eukaryota; Metazoa; Chordata; Actinopteri; Atheriniformes; Melanotaeniidae
Exons: 14
Coding region: 580-2751 (723 amino acids)
Source: RefSeq, a predicted model, not a curated record